AUGGCGGAUUUGGGGGGCCAGCGUAACCGGAACCACCGGCCUUAUGGCGCGGCCUCAUCCACACAGCGAGAUGCUGCGUAUUCUGACAUCUUUGGAGGCACGCCACCACCAGGACGCUCUCAGACUAUGACUUCACAGACUCCCCAGCUUCCUCAGGGUCGUGCUCACACUAUGUCGUCGCAAGUGCCGCAGCCCCAGUUUCAUCGGCCGCCGCCCCCGCCAACACGACAAAUGCCCAACGGGUAUGGACCACCGCCAUCUGCGCCGCCAAUGAAUGGAUACGCACCUGCACCACCCACUCCCACUGGCUACCAGGCAUAUAAUCCAACAGGCGCGCCCAUGGCUUCACAGCCGCAGGCGCGACAGCCAUACCAAGGACGCCCCGUGUACCCUCGACCCCAUCGCGUGGACUCUAGACAGGGACCGGCGCCACAGUACCCCGACCCUCGUGAUUUCAGCCGCCCUAUGCCUCCACCCGCCUUGAACUCCGAUGCCGGAAGAUCACGCUCGAUGGCCAAGUUGACUGGACCGUUUCAGCAGGCCCCGCCCACGCCGAGCAAUUUCAAUCAUACAUCGGCGAUCGCUUCUCGCCGGGAGCCAUACCAUGCUGGCGCCCCGACAAUGACUCAACUAGGCCGGCCAGUCCCAGAAAGACAUGCAAGUGAGCGAGCCAUGUCGAUGACCAGCUAUGCGUCGGCGCCAGAUCAUGCCCACAUCAUGGGUAGUGGUCGACAAAUCCCCCAUAGACGACCGCCAUCUGGUCAUGAACAAGCGGCACCGCCAAGAUUUGAUUCCAUGCCAACAAAUGUCGGCGAAGGGUACAUGAAUUCUCGCCCGCCUAGUGAUGCUUCAACGCGAUCUCGUACCAUGUCUAUGGCUUCCACUAUUAUCCCUGAUCGCACAAUGAGCGUUCAAAGCCAAACAGCCCCACCAUCCGGGCCAUUGCAGGUCACAAGUGGCUCUCAACGCAGAGUCCCUGUGGUUUACCCCGCUCUGCUUUCUCGGGUUGCUGAUGUGUUCAGGGAGAAGAUCACUCUCGGCGAACGCCAAAAGAAUGCCUUAUCGUACCAGAAUGCCUUUUCCGGUACAGAUGCCGUGGACUUGAUUGGUUCGAUCGUCAGAACAAAUGAUCGCAACCUUGCCCUUCUUUUGGGUCGUGCGCUAGAUGCUCAGAAGUUUUUCCACGAUGUUACUUACGAUCAUCGUCUUCGAGAUGCCCCCGGUGAGGUGUAUCAAUUCAAGGAGACGAUGGGAGAAGAUACUCUAAGCUCGGAGGUGAAUGGUGUGUUUACCCUCCUCACCGAGUGUUACUCUCCAACUUGUAAUCGAGACAGUCUUUGCUAUUCUAUUGCCUGUCCACGGCGACUGGAACAGCAGGCCAGGCUAAACCUGAAGCCUCAGCCGGUAUUGAACACCUCUGGCUCUAGAGGCAGUCUGCACAUCGACGAUGAUGAUGACAAUGACAACCAAAAACUCUGGAUCAACAUGGUUCCAAAGGAGGUGUCUGACACUUUGGAUGACCGUGAGAAGAAGCGGCAAGAGAUUAUUUUUGAGAUUAUGUAUACCGAACGCGAUUUCGUCAAGGAUCUGGAAUACUUGCGAGAUUUCUGGAUGCGACCCCUGCGUGCUGCAGGUCCGAACCAAACGUCCCCCAUUCCGGAGCACCGGCGAGAAAAGUUUAUUCGAACUGUGUUUGGAAAUUGCUUGGAAGUUCUGAAGGUCAAUGGUGGCCUGUGUGAAGCCUUGAACGCACGGCAAAAGGAGAGCCACAUUGUUCAAACCGUUGGUGAUCUUUUCCUUCAACACGUGCCUCGAUUCGAUCCUUUCAUCAAAUAUGGUGCCAAUCAGCUUUACGGAAAGUAUGAAUUUGAAAAGGAAAAGGCAUCAAAUCAGCCAUUUUCUAAAUUUGUUGAUGACACCGAGCGUCUUAAGGAGUCCCGAAAGCUGGAGUUGAAUGGUUACCUCACCAAACCCACAACUCGUCUGGCUCGAUACCCCCUCCUUCUUGAGUCGGUCUUGAAACAUACCGCGGAUGACAACCCGGAUAAGAAAGACAUUCCCGAGGCUGUGAAGAUGAUCAAGAGUUUCUUGUCCCGUGUAAACACUGAAAGUGGUAAAGCUGAAAAUCAUUUCAACCUGGUGCAGCUGAAUGCUGCACUAAAGUUUGGCCCUGGCGACUAUGUGGACUUGAAACUCACAGAGGAAAAUCGUCAAAUGCUCUCGAAGAUGGCAUUCAAGAAGACCACUGCCGAGAGUUCAGAAGUCACCGCUUAUCUAUUUGAUCACGCAGUUCUUCUUGUUCGCAUCAAAAUUGUGAACAAGCGGGAAGAGUACCGAGUUUACAAGAAGCCCAUCCCUCUUGAGCUACUGGUGAUUGCUCAGAUGGAUGAAGUUGUUCCACGUCUGGGAAUUGCGAAACGCCCCUCAUCUAGCCUGUUGCCCAACAAAGCCGCGCCAAACCCCCCUCCUGCCAAGGAUGGUGGCUUGCCAAUCACAUUCAGGCAUCUCGGAAAGGGAGGCUACGAACAGACACUGUAUGCCACAUCGCCAACUCAGAGACGGAAGUUCAUCGAAAUGGUGGAAGAACAACAGAGAAAGCUUUGGGAGCGAAAUAGCAACUUUUACAACAAGACAGUCCUCUGCGAGAAUUUCUUCUCUGCUAUCAACCGUGUCAAUUGUCUUGUCCCAGUUGAUGGAGGUCGGAAGUUGGUCUAUGGUACUGACAGCGGUAUCUACCUAUCUGAUCGCUGGCCUAAGGAGAAAUCGGCCAAACCUCGUCGCGUUCUGGAGGCCAGCCAGGUUACGCAAAUCGACAUCUUGGAAGAGUAUCAGUUGCUCUUGGUAUUGGCAAAUAAGACUCUAUCAUCCUAUCCCAUGGAAGCUCUUGAGUUGACCGAGGGUCAGAAUGCCAUGGCCAAGCGCCCGAAAAAGAUCCAGGGCCAUGCAAACUUCUUCAAAGCAGGUAUUGGUCUCGGGCGACACCUUGUUUGCUCAGUCAAGACUUCGGCUUUGUCCAGCACUAUCAAGGUUUACGAACCAAUGGAUAACUUGGCAAAGGGAAAGAAGAAAUCCGCCGUGAGCAAAAUGUUCCAAAGUGGCCAGGAUACAUUGAAGCCUUUCAAGGAAUAUUAUAUCCCAGCUGAAUCUUCGUCAAUCCAUUUCCUGCGUUCAACUUUAUGUGUUGGUUGCGCGCGUGGUUUUGAGGUUGUCAGUCUCGAGACUACGGAGACCCAGUCCCUGUUGGAUCAAGCCGAUACCUCCCUUGACUUCGUUGCACGCAAGGAAAACGUGAAGCCUAUCCACAUUGAACGCAUGAACGGAGAGUUCCUGCUGAAUUAUAGUGAUUUCUCGUUCUUUGUCAACCGCAAUGGAUGGCGAGCUCGUCCGGACUGGAGAAUCUCUUGGGAGGGCAACCCGAAUGCAUUCGCACUCUCUUACCCAUACAUCCUGGCAUUUGAGCCCAACUUUGUUGAGAUCCGACAUGUUGAAACAAGUGAAUUGAUUCACAUCAUGACUGGGAGAAACAUCCGGAUGCUACAUUCUUCCACCAGAGAAAUCAUCUAUGCAUAUGAAGACGAGAAAGGCGAAGACGUGGUUGCCAGCUUGGACUUUUGGAGCAAGCCUCAGCAGGUUUAA
Penicillium verhagenii is the source of this 3636-nucleotide messenger RNA. RefSeq names its product putative Rho guanyl nucleotide exchange factor (Rom2) (gene rom2). The transcript has 3 exons. Bases 1 to 3636 code for a protein of 1211 amino acids. The record is from RefSeq and is a predicted model, not a curated record. Gene Ontology annotation, biological process: intracellular signal transduction. NCBI's taxonomy places the organism in Eukaryota, Fungi, Ascomycota, Eurotiomycetes, Eurotiales, Aspergillaceae. Gene Ontology annotation, molecular function: guanyl-nucleotide exchange factor activity.